AAGAACUUCACCUCGCUUCGCUCGCUCGUUCGAAUAUUAUCCCAGUCGACCUGCAUAUCCGGUGUCAUCGCUCCGAGUCACUUUUAAAACUAUAUUUAGCAAACACAUGUUGCUAUUCUCUGUGAAUGAUCUAAGUCUUUGUAUGAUUGAACUGUCGCGCUCCGCAUACCUACAUGCUUAAAGAAACAAUCAAACCGUAUUGGAUUGAAUCAGCGUGGUUGAUCUAAAUUUACGUGUACGAUCGUGGUUUUAUGAGCACUCAUAUAUUUCGUGUUUUAUGACAGGUUGGAUUUAUUUACAUUUUAAUCAGAUAAACUUUUCUAUCACUAGGUAACCAGUAUAAGGUACCUAUUCUAAUCAUCAGCGAUAAAUAAUACUAGCUUUUGCCAGCGACUUCGUCGUCGUGGCGUUAGUAAUUUGGGAAGCUUAUUUUUUAUCCAAUCUGCUUUUUAUCGAUUCUCCAUACAAACUCCACCCCCUUAAAGGAUGACUUCUGGGAUAAACACUACCCUAUGUCCUUCCCCGGGACUCAAAUCUCUAUAUUAAAUUUCAACUAACUCGGUUCAGAGGUUUAGCGUGAAGAGGUGACUUAUUUUUUAUCCAAUCUGCUUUUUAUCGAUUCCCCAUACAAAUCAUCCUUUAUGGGGGUGAAAAGGGGGGUGGAAUUUUGUAUGGGGAAACAAUAAAAAUCGGAUUGGAUAAAAAAUAAGGUACCCAAAUUACUAACUCCACGCAGACGAAGUCGCGGGCGAAAGCUAGUAAUGUCAUAAUUUCUAUCGUAAUUGAAAAGUCAUAUUUUCUAACCUGAUAACUUAACUGUGACUUAUGGUACCACCAUUUCUAACAAAAAAUGUAAAUCGAAACAUACAAAUUGAAACCAUUCGCAAUUUAGAAGUCGGUUAAAAAUAUGUGUAAGUACUUACCUAUUAGACUUAUAUUGACGGGGAUAUAGACCAUAAACAAUACAACCGGGUAAUCACGGUCUAUAUCCCGGUCAAUAUAAGUCUAGUGAAACUAACCGUGUAUCAUUCAAAACUCACUUAGGUACUAUCGGCCAAAGCCAGAGUCGACCACCUUAAAGGCGCAUUUUGUUUGAAGCGGGAACAUCUGCCCGAGGCUUGUCAGCUUUUGUCCACCAAUGAAAUUUGGGGGCGGACCACUAGAAUUUCUUUUGAAGUUUUUUGUGAUUUUCUGUCAGAAUGUAAACAGUGGUCCAAUAAGAAUAACAGCAAAAUGUUAUAAAUAUAUUAAUACGUAUUACAAAUGCGUAUUACAAAUUGAAUAAAAUGAUAGUGUGUCUAAUCUUUCAAACGUUUUAAACGUAUUUUUGUAAAUGUUUAAAUAUGAAAAUAAUUGAUAGUUUAAAAGCACUCGGAGAAUACGGCCACGGCAUUUUUAACCAAAAUUAGGAGGGUUUGAUGAAAAUGCAAAAAUGUUAUAGAAACACCAACUUUUAUUAAGUUUGCGAAAUGGGGAAACAAGCAUUGCUUUAUAGAAUCAACUAACAACAACGCCAGUAGUGCUUACAUAUUCGAUGAAAACGAACUGGAAGAUUUGGUUCAGACAAAAAUUAACAAUCUCGACGGCUUUACCCAUCUGGCUUUCGAUCCUUUGAGCCGCGAUGGGUUUUAUUUUUCUUUAUAUCAUGAUAUCUUACGGUGGCCCUGGAAAGGAUUGUUACAUCAUUUUAAUAUGCCACCAUACCUCAAUAUAAAAUUAAAUAAAUAAAUAGAUUGUGUCACGGAUUACUAUCCGUAUUACAUAUUUGAAUAUUAUUGGAAUAUUCAAUUUCGACGUUUCAAGUUCUCUAUAGCACUCAUGAUAAUUGUAGGUAAUUACUUACCAAAUUUUACAAACAUCUAUAAAACAUGAAAUAAAACAUUUCAUUAAAAAUUCAAUUUUUAGGGUUCCUUACCCAAACAGUAAUAAAAAACGGGAUCCUAUUACUAAGACUCCGCUGUCCGUCCGUCUGUCUGUCCGUCUAUCACCAGGCUGUAUCUCAUGAACCGUGAUAGCUAGACAGUUGUAAUUUUCACAGAUGAUGUAUUUCUGUUGCCGCUAUAACAACAAAUCCUAAAAACAGAAUAAAAUAAAUAUUUAAGUGGGGCUCCCAUACAACAAACGUUGUAAAUUUAAAUCUAAAGAACUCUGGUGUGAAUUUGCCUUUUGUCGAGCCACCUUUUUAUCUUACUGACUGGUUAGGUUGAAAAUUUCAAAAAAAAAUAAUGGAGCAACAACAAUGGAGGAACAAGUUCAACAAAGAAUUAGAAAUAAUACUACUAUAGAACUGUUUUAUUAUUUAAUUGUGGUCCCAUAGUAAAUUAAAAAGGAGCGCUGUGCCUCCGCUCCUGCAGAGGAGCCGGUGGCCACCAUAUAACAGCCGCCACAAGGUCAGGUGGUGGUGUUGGCGGCAGUGUAGGUGACCUCGGCGGCGAGUCCAGUUCGCUCGCCGACGAAGUCGACGCCUCCGGUGUCGGCGGUGGUGUUACACCGUCCGGCGAUGACGGUGGUGGCGUAUUAAUUCCGCUGCAAACAGAAUAAACAGUUUAUUACUUAUUUUAAACUUUAUUGCACAAUGCACACAAAAAGAGUUCAAAAGGCAUGCCUUAACGUAUUCUCUCCCAGUCAACCAUUACGCCAAACAGAAAUGUGUAAGCGCUGGGGAGCGCUCAGAAAUAGAGACCAAAAAUAUAACCGAUCUAGAAUAAAAUUAGAACAGAUUUGACAGUGGCAGUUAGUUGUUAUCUUAAUUUUGAUCUUCCAAUAUCACGUCAUUAAUUAGAACUAAAUCACUAUGUCUAAAUCCUAAUAUGUGCAAAUGAUAAGGUAUUAAUACUACGUAUAUCGAUACCCUAGUGGUCAAUUUUGACUUAUUUUGUAGAAAAAUAAAUAUCUUUGCACCAGUGAGCAUACUAUAGUGUAAUCACCAUUUCACUGAAAUCUUAACUUUUUUCGGAACUUCCGCACAGUCAUAUGGGCACUAGGGUAUCAAUAUCCAAAAUUGGUGAUUUAACUUUAUUUUUAAAUACAAUAUUAUUCCAUGAGUACUUACUUUCUUUCCAUUUUAGAACACAAACACAAGUCUCCUGUUUCACGUAAGAUCUCACAAGACCAAAUGACGUCGAGACGAUGUUAAAAUAUUUUGGAUUGUUCGAAGUGUUAAUAAAUUUAAGUUUUAGCCACUUUAGUUCUGGCACUCUCAAGUUCAGUCGAUAACAGCUAACAAAUCAAUUCCCUCUGCAACAUAAGAGUGAAAUGUUUACCACAAUUCUCUUUUGCAUAACAAUAACGCGCUUUUCUGUAAUAGCUAUUUUUUCUUGUAGUCUAGGGACUCUGACUUAUGUUAUAUGUUAGUAUGACAUGCCAUGAUUACAAUUUUCUCCUUUUUCGGGCAGUCGUGUAAAAGAUGUCAUUUUUCUUUUACAUUUAUAUGUGAGUAAUAACAUCGAAACUACAAAAAAAACCGACGAUGGGUUCCAUAACAUUACGCAAAAAACGGCAAAAAAAUCACGUUUUUAGGGUUCCGUACCCAAAGGGUAAAAACGGGACCCUAUUACUAAUACUCCGCUGUCUUGUGAAUUUGUGAUAUUUCAUGGUAAGUAAAUUAUUCGACACGUGAUGCUGAUGGUAGUCGAUAAUGUUAACUAUAAAGACUACUUAAUAUUUAUCACUUAUUUAUUGUAGAUGACUCUGAAACACGAAGCAAUGGCUAUAAAAAAUAUUAUGAUCACGGCGCGAGGACCUUUUUUUGUUUGCGAAAGUGGACUGAAGGACUCUAGCAGGAAGGAGAUAACGCAUCGGAAGAGCACACGAGCUUCAGGACACGAAGACAGCGAGAGGGUGCGGAGGACGAGGCGGAGGGCGCAGAGGCACAAGCAGCAGAGCAGCCGGCGUCGUCGCCGGCAGCUGAAACAUGCUGGGGGUGCGGCAUGCCCCUGCGCCUUUGCCUUAGAGGGCCUCAGAUGGAACCCUCGGCGGCUUCAAUACCGCCGACCCCGCCACCGACCCCGGUUGGGGUUGCGCGCCGUAUUCGACCCUCAAGGCCGGGCUCGGGGCGGACCAGGUCGCGGCCGGUUGCUAUUCCGGGGCGUCAAGACCGACGCACCCGGCCGCCGACCGCAGCAUUACCCUGCGCGGCGCCAGGGUGCAUGCUUUGCAGAAAACCCUACUAGGACAGCCGCCGCCGUGAAGCCGCGGCCAUCACGUAUUAAAUUAGUAAAUAAGCCUACUUAUUAUUAUAUUUUUUUAAUAAAUGUAUGAGUAUAACCUUAUAGUCAUACAUUUAUUCAAAAAAUUAUAAUUAUUAAAAACUUAGUGUAAUCAUAAUAUAAUAAGCCUAAAUUUUAAAUAUUAUCAAAAAUUUCAUCCACUUUGUAAAAGCAACCUCUCAAUAAAAAUAUUUUCAAUUCCCUAUGAAACACCGAGUGAUCCGUAAUGAUUUUUAGUUCAGUAGGCAAUCUGUUAUAAUGGCUUAUGGUUUUAGAUAUAAGUGUUAAAUGCGACUUGUGUAAGUGUAAUUUGUUUGUGUUAUUUGUGUAAGUUUAGUUUUUAGUUUUUAAUAUAGAUUAAUUAUUGUUACCGCG
Molecule: messenger RNA, 4583 nt
Organism: Cydia strobilella
Lineage: Eukaryota; Metazoa; Arthropoda; Insecta; Lepidoptera; Tortricidae
Exons: 4
Coding region: 3685-4260 (191 amino acids)
Source: RefSeq, a predicted model, not a curated record